Molecule: messenger RNA, 1550 nt
Organism: Baudoinia panamericana UAMH 10762
Lineage: Eukaryota; Fungi; Ascomycota; Dothideomycetes; Mycosphaerellales; Teratosphaeriaceae
Exons: 2
Coding region: 491-1324 (277 amino acids)
Biological process (GO): transmembrane transport
Cellular component (GO): plasma membrane
Molecular function (GO): water channel activity
Source: RefSeq, a predicted model, not a curated record
ACAGUAUAGACCAUGCCUAGAAUCACACCAGGCCCACUCUCUCUAGCCGCUGACUUGUCAGCGCUAGAAGAGACAAUCAUCGCGCAUGAAUCCAUAUUGGUCGAAAGCCUGGCUUCCACCUAGUGAGCCACAAUCAUCCAGUAACAUGUGAUGCUUGAAGCUGGCCGUAUCGCAAGGAGAGCUUGAAAAUCGUGAAGGCAAGUCGUGCUCAGAUAGCGCCGCAGGCUCACGAUGUGGUAGAAGAGAGAGGCAGCACGGCAGGAUUGAGUGACUGACGCAAUGAAGCAGCAGCGGCUGACCUGGGCUGCUAUUGGUGUACCUUGCAUACGCAACUCGAGCUUGAGCUUGAGCUACAGCUCACAAGACCAACAACUUACAAAGCGACGAUGUCGGUACAUAUGAAGACCUACUCCAUAGCUACAUCUUGGUGCCAGCUCAUCCAAGCAGUGCCCAGCCCUCUCCCUUCUGACUCAAAUCAAAACCAUACAUCAUGGAAGAAUCCCAAUCCCGCCCCCAGAGGCUCCCCUUCGCUGACCGCCUGAACGACACUGCCCGCAACCACUUCGUAGCGUGCUGCGGCGAGUUCAUUGGCACUUUCUUCUUCCUCUUCUUCGCUCUGUCUGGGACACAAGUCGCCAAUACAUCGCCAAACCACCAGGGUGAGAACGAGCUGAACAGGUUGACAUUCAUUGCCUUAUCAUUCGGCAUCAGCUUGGCCGUCAAUGCUUGGGUCUGGUUUCGCGUUAGUGGAGGGUUGUUCAACCCUGCUGUCACCCUAGGAAUGUACCUAGCAGGCGCUGUCCCACUGAUCCGCAGCAUCCUAAUAGCUGUGUCGCAACUUCUCGGCGGAAUUGCAGCUUCCGCUGUAGUCCUUGCUAUCUUCCCGGGCAAGCUCGCCGUAACGACCUCACUAAGCGCAGGAACCUCCCUCCUCCAAGGCUUCUUGAUAGAAAUGUUCCUGACUUUCGAGCUUCUCGUAACAAUCAUGAUGUUAGCAGGAGAGAAACACGCUGCGACACCUUUGGCACCCAUAGGUAUUGGGCUCAGUCUGUUCAUCGCUGAACUCAGUGGGGUCAGUUUCACAGGCGGGAGUCUGAACCCCGCGAGGUCUUUCGGUCCUGCGGUCGUUCUUGGGAAGUUCGGAGAUGAGCACUGGAUUUACUGGGCUGCUCCUGCUGUAGGCGCGGUGGCGGCGGCGGGCUUGUACAAAUUCCUCAAGAUCCUAGAUUACGAGCGCGCGAACCCUGGGCAGGAUGCUGCGAAGCCCGGUAUCAUGCCUGGUGAGCAUGGGGAUGGGAGGAUACGGUUGUUGGACGAAGAAUGAGAUGGAGGGCUGUCAGCCAUGCUUGCGGAAAUGGUUACCUUUUGUGCUCGCUGUCAUAGCGCUCGAGGCUGGUUGAUAGACUAUAUGGCUCAACCGAUUGUCGUUGGCAUAGCGCGGGAAGCGGGCAAUGGGUCAGUAGAGGGAAGUGUGAUAGGGCGCGUUGCGGAGCAUUGCACAGUCGAAUGUGUCGAGCAGUACAUUUUCAAUCCCAUGCCGGUGCGUCCCC